AUGACACUGGUGCGGUUCGACAGGUCUGCCGCUGGCUGCGCCCCAUCCACUCGCUCGCUCGCCCACCCGCCCGCGGGCACCUCCACCAACACCGCCCGCCCUGCUGCAGUCAGGCUGAGAGCUUUUUGCAUUGCUGAGAGGCGACGCAUUCAGAUCUGCAACAGCUGUGGUUUGGAAGCGAACUUGAGUAGGUACGUCUGCUGGCCGUACAGCACCUUCAAGGAGCUCUACAUCCCCGGUCCUUCACCCAGACUCUUCCUCGGAUCCAUCCCCGACUUCUACCGCAAGGUGAGCCACCUGGCGGGAGGCGAGCCACCGGGAGAUCAGGAUAUUCACAUCGUCGACCUAGAGAGCUACGACACAUUUGGAGAUAUCUGGGGACUGUUCCUGGGCCGCCAGCCGUUCCUCAUGAUCGCCGACACUGAGAUCAUCCACAAGCUGUUCAUCGAAGAAGAUGGCAAAAUCUUCGCCGAUGUUCGAGCUCGCCGAUCCCACUGUCCGUUCAGCGAGAGUUUCUUCCAGGCAGAGGAGUUCGAUCAGCGGCGGUGUCACCAGCUCCUCUCGCCCGCCUUCGGAGUUGAGCAACUGCGCCAGGUGUUUCCACUGAUGGUUCUAAACGCCGACGAACUUGUGCGUAAUUUUGGAAAGUUCUACAGGAAUGGCGAGUCCGUGGUGGUCCGAGAGUUAUUUGGCCGGUACGUGCGCGACGCGCUGAUGAUGUCGAUGUUCGGAGUGGAUGUGGACACGCACGGCAUUGGGGAACACCCCUACACCUAUUACUGGGAUCUCAUCCUCACAGCCCACCGCAAAUACGCCGUCAUCUCCCCCUCACUGAUCUUCCCCUGCUUGAAGCCUCUCCUCCGGACGCUGAAGUUCCACUUAUACUGGAAAGAAGCCAUCGGCUACUUCACCGAGCUGGUCCGCCAUGCUCAAGCACAGAGGAAGCAGGCCACAGAAUCCACGGAGAGAGCGGGCAUCCUUCACCACCUGCUGGACCGGGCAGAGGCCAGCGCUGACCCAGGGAGGAAACUGUCACCAGGAUGCACGGGGAUAAGCGAGGGCGAGCUUGUUGCGCAGAUGCUGAGGAUCCUCGUCUCCGCCUUCAACGCCGCCACCUUCUCCCUGGAGUUUGCAGCUUAUUUGUUGGCCCGGCACCCGAGCGUCCAACACCGCCUCCACAUGGAGGCUGCACGCACUGCGGGCCAGAAGGGUUUGACCUACGAGGGCUUGGCGGGGAUGGAAUACCUGGGCCUGGUGGUGAAGGAGACGCUGAGACUGUUCCCGCCGCGGGUGUGGGUGCAGGCGGCGUGCACGCGGUCUACCGUGGCGUGCCACGUGAAGAUUCCCAGAGGGAUCCGGGUGGUCGUUCCCAUCUGGGUCAUGCAUCAUAGCCGGGAAUACUGGCACCAGCCGUGCCAAUUUAACCCACUCAGGUUCACCAGCGCGGAGGAAGUUGCCCGUGACCCCCACUGCUUCCUGCCCUUUGGCCUCCGACCGCUGGCCACAGUGGGGAGUGAGGUCAGCGUCAUGCUGGUGAAGGUUGCCCUGGCUGCCGUGGUCAAAGCCUACACAUUCGCCCGGUGCGCUCAGACACCGAUGUGCAUUGAGAUUGACACAUUGGGCUCCACCAGAUCCAAGGAGCCCAUCUCUCUCCAGGUGGAGCUGCCAUAG
Amblyraja radiata (thorny skate) is the source of this 1671-nucleotide messenger RNA. RefSeq names its product cytochrome P450 3A29-like. The record is from RefSeq and is a predicted model, not a curated record. The transcript has 14 exons. Gene Ontology annotation, molecular function: steroid hydroxylase activity; heme binding; oxidoreductase activity, acting on paired donors, with incorporation or reduction of molecular oxygen. NCBI's taxonomy places the organism in Eukaryota, Metazoa, Chordata, Chondrichthyes, Rajiformes, Rajidae. The coding region runs from base 1 to 1671 and encodes 556 amino acids.